AAACUCGCUCGGCGCUUGAUCCACUGUUGAAAUUCCCGGUCUUGGGGACGUCGACCGAGGCCGAGGAACGUGUGCAGCCUUGCAAGAGACAGUAGAAAGUUGUAAGAGCUCGAGUAUGUCGGCGUGAAAUCGCGACAAAAUGCCAAAACGGUGCAAGUUGUUCAAGUGAAGAUGUUGAUUGUGGUGCUUGUGGCCGUUUUGGUGGGCUCAGCUUCAUGUCAAGAAGACGACGAAGGUCCUUACAAAGGCAAACACAUCGGAAAACUCAAUUCCUACCACCAUGAAGUCCACGGUGAAAUCUACGCCGUCGACGAAUACACCCUUCUCCUGACAGCCUUCGGCUACGAUGGCAACGGUGCCGACACCUUCUUCUGGGCGGGCGCUUCCAACAGACCCGGACCUCAAGGAUUCAUCGUUCCCGAUGAAUACGGAAAGACCAACGUCUUGGGGCGCUACCUUCAAAAAGACUUCACUCUUACUCUUCCAGACAACAAGAAAAUAACCGAUAUCAAGUGGUUCGCCAUUUACGACUUGCUCAGUCAGAACACUUUCGGCGACAUUUACAUCCCGGAGGAAUUUGAGCCACCGACUGUGCAGAAAAUCCCGCAGCUAGCGGGAAAAUCCCAUUCGGUGUCUUCCGGAGCUAUCGAGAUUAUGGAUGCAAAAAGACUGAAGUUGAAUGAGUUUCAGUAUGACGGGAAGGCGAAAAGGGCGCAUUUUUGGGUGGGGGUGGGAGCCCAACCGGUGUCGAAAGGGCACAAAGUUCCUGAUGAGUACGGAUAUUUAGAUCAUUUGAGGGAAUAUAAGAGAGAAACUAUUACGUUGGAGCUACCAGGAGACUUAUCUAUUUUUAAUAUAGACUGGUUUAGUAUAUUUGACCUCGAAACCAACCAAAAUUUGGGAUCUAUUAUCAUACCUGAUGGACUAAACGUGCCGCCGUCGUUGGUUAAAGUUUUCCCUCACAAACACCACCUUCCCAACUGUUUACAACUCCACAAAGACUUCCAAGUCUCUUGGGAAAUUUUCGGUCACCAAAUGACCAUCCAACUCGCUGGACAAGUAGACGAAGAUGAGUAUAUGGCUUUUGGUCUCUCCGGUUCUACGGAAAAGAGUCAAAUGGUGGGGUCUGACGUCACUAUUGCAUACCUAGACGGCUACCGUGGUUUUGCAAGUGAUUAUAACAUCACAGCUUUAACACCCUGUGUUAAAGUUCUGGGACAGUAUAAAGGAGUAUGUAAGGACGAAUUAGUUGGUGGACAGGACAGUAAUCAGAUGCACACCGCAACUAGAGAAAACGGUAUAAAUAUCAUCACGUAUCGUAGAUCUUUAAUUUCAGCUGAUUCUGGGGACCAAGUAUUUCCAACUGAAGGUUCAGCGUACAUAAUAUGGGCUCUAGGUCGCCUCGACCAUAACAACGAACCCACCUUCCACGACAUCUACCCUAAGUCGAACAUCAGCGUAGAGUUCAACCCAAAAGAACCCACAUCUAAUUGCUUUUCGUUCACGCGUUCGGACACCCAACUGCGUGAGCCAUGGUCGAAGGGUCAAAUCUACGACAAGACCAUUCGUACCUUUAAAGCCUAUUUAGGUCCAUCUGGUGGUAAAAGGGGUUACCAAGGUACCACAGGUCAAACGUCCACUGCUCUAGCAUGGUACAUCAACGGGUUACUAGCGCCGGAAUUGUGGUUAAGGAGAGGGUUGACCUACGCCUUUAGGGUGUACGGAGGCAACAACCCCCACAGUGCGGAAUUUUACCACCCUAUGAUCAUCACGGAUGAUCGUCAUGGAGGUUUCGAUAGGCUUUCGGACGAAGCGCAGUCAAAAAUUAGGGUGUUAGCCGGGGUGGAGUAUUCGAGAAGAGGAAGACCAAGACCUAUAGCAGCGGGACCUUUAUGUUUGGCAAAACACAAAGACAUGAUGGAUCGUCGUCUGGAUGACGAUUUUCCCAGUUUUAGGAAGUUUAAUCGCAGUUUAGUGACGACUUGUGAAGAGGGCGAUCCUGGAAUUUUGGAAUUCACCCCUAAUACGUCGUGGCCGGAUACGGUUUACUACAACUCUUUCACCCAACCUAACAUGGGGUGGAAAAUUCACGUGAUCGAUAGUUUUUCCUUGCGAGGGAGUGGAGAUGAGAAUUUAAAAUUUAAUUAUUUCCUUCUAGUUCUAGCGGUGUUUGUUAAGCAAUUCACGAGAUUGUUUAUUUAAACAGUGAUGCCAUAAAAGACUUAUUUUCAAUUUUGGUGAUUGUGGAAAGUUUGCAGGACUUAAUUAUUUAUUGUAAUUAAUACUCCUGAAUUGUACAUUAUUUAUAAAUAAAGUGAUAGAAUCUUU
Molecule: messenger RNA, 2328 nt
Organism: Zophobas morio
Lineage: Eukaryota; Metazoa; Arthropoda; Insecta; Coleoptera; Tenebrionidae
Gene: knk
Product: protein Skeletor, isoforms B/C
Exons: 8
Coding region: 172-2202 (676 amino acids)
Source: RefSeq, a predicted model, not a curated record